AUGUAUUCAAAUAAAAUCUUGGUUGUGUUGGUUUUGGUCACUGUCGUACUGGGAGAUCUCGGUGCUUCACGCUUCAAACGCGGGUGCUUCAACGAUUUUUUAUGUAGCAACAGAAAGCGAGAUAUCGGUGCUGUGAGUGAACCAAUUGAGAAGAGAGAAGCUGAUAUUGAUCGAGUCGAACGUCUCGCUCUUGAAUCUCGAGUGAAUGAAUCUCGAGCAAAACGUUGGUGCAAAGGAAACAUGUGCGUUAAUAAAAGAGAUGUUGGAGCAGUGAAUGAACCAAUUGAGAAGAGAACGGUCGUCCUUCCGUCUCACCUCGGCAUUCAUCCAUCAUCG
This is a messenger RNA of Mesorhabditis belari, 336 nucleotides long. The record is from the annotation of a GenBank genome assembly. NCBI's taxonomy places the organism in Eukaryota, Metazoa, Nematoda, Chromadorea, Rhabditida, Rhabditidae.